Molecule: messenger RNA, 555 nt
Organism: Caretta caretta (loggerhead turtle)
Lineage: Eukaryota; Metazoa; Chordata; Testudines; Cheloniidae
Gene: TMEM244
Product: transmembrane protein 244
Source: RefSeq, a predicted model, not a curated record
AUGCAAGAAAUUAGGCAAAACCUUCGAACAAAACUCGAACUCCUGAGUGAAACACUUCAGCCACUGCAUGAAGCACAGAAGAAAUUGGAAUCCAAUUCUUUAACAGAUGGCACAUUUUCUAAUACAAAGAUUGUACUGCUGAACCUGUUGAUAUGUGUAGUAGUUUUCUACAUUGUGUACUAUGUGGUCCUAAGCAUUUGUUUCGCAGCCUUCAGGUUGGAAAUGUUGGACGGUUGGGCACCUUUUGAUUUUAAGACAAAUCCCUCAUGGAUUAACCCAAAUUACUUAGUUCUUCUGGUUUCACUGGAGAUAACCUACUUUAUUUGUGGACUGCUGUUUGCUCUGAUUGUGGAAGAAUGGGUUUGGGAUUAUGCUAUAACAGUUACUGCUAUUCAUAUUAUCAUAACUGCAGCUGUUAUGUCUGAAUUCCCUCUGAUGUUGCACUGGUGGAUGGCUUUAGGAUCUGGCUUAAUUUUGAUGAUUUGUGGAGGACAGGUCUUAGCAUACUGCUUGUUCAAGGACAACUUCAUUCACCCAGUCCUGGAUGAUUUUUGA